AUGACAUCCUCCCGCCGCCCAUCUCUCGACACCCUCAACACCAACGUCGGCCUCAGCCUCAGCGCCAGCUCGACCCCCUCCACAGCGCGUGCUGUCUCCCCCUCCCUCCAUCCACGCCGCAACCGCGCCGCCCUCCGCGACUACUACAACCUCAAACCCUCGGCAGCCGAAAUACCGGGAGCCAGACGAUCCCGCAGCAUUCCCCGACCCACCGACGCAGCGGACACCUCGAAUCCGUCAGUCGUCCAGACCGGGACGGAACUCGAUAGUCCCGAUUUCGAUGCCCAACACUAUGUCAAUCAUCUCCUGGCUACGUCGUCGCUGUCAACGGUGCUGAAGGCGGAGAAUACCCUCGUCGGGGAUAUCAAAACGCUGGAUAGUGAGCGCAAGGCGCUUGUCUACGAUAACUACUCGAAGCUGAUUCGCGCGGUGGAGACUAUUGGGAAGAUGCGGCAGAGCAUGGAUGACCGGGGGGCGCCGUUGACGAUGACCAAAACGUUGGGACCGGCUAUUGCUUUUGUGGCGGAGACGGCUGGGGGGUUGAUUCAGGAGGGGGAGGAGCAGAGACGGCGGAUGAAGGAGGCGAAGGCGUCGGAUGAGGUGGAGCGCAAGAAGGCUGAGAAGGAGACGGUGAGGUGGGUGCUUGGUACGCCGGCUCGGUUGGAGAAGCUUGUUGCGGACGGCAGUCGGGAGGAGGCUGAGAAAGAUUGGGAGGAGGUGCGGGAGCUGCUCCAGAAGUGGGAGGGUGUGAAAGGCGUCCAGGAGCUCCGGGAGGCUUGUGAGAAGGCCAUGGAGAAGAGCGAUGACGCUUCCUGA
Messenger RNA from Aspergillus nomiae NRRL 13137, 816 nucleotides. RefSeq lists its product as uncharacterized. Gene Ontology annotation, cellular component: membrane; EARP complex; GARP complex. NCBI's taxonomy places the organism in Eukaryota, Fungi, Ascomycota, Eurotiomycetes, Eurotiales, Aspergillaceae. Gene Ontology annotation, biological process: lysosomal transport; retrograde transport, endosome to Golgi; Golgi organization. The record is from RefSeq and is a predicted model, not a curated record. The transcript has 2 exons. Bases 1 to 816 code for a protein of 271 amino acids.